Molecule: messenger RNA, 1896 nt
Organism: Fomitopsis serialis
Lineage: Eukaryota; Fungi; Basidiomycota; Agaricomycetes; Polyporales; Fomitopsidaceae
Product: glutamate-cysteine ligase-domain-containing protein
Exons: 17
Coding region: 51-1688 (545 amino acids)
Biological process (GO): glutathione biosynthetic process
Cellular component (GO): glutamate-cysteine ligase complex
Molecular function (GO): glutamate-cysteine ligase activity
Source: RefSeq, a predicted model, not a curated record
CGUUGGCCGCCCGUCCUUGCUAGCCCUCUCUCUUUUUGUCCGCAAUAUUAAUGGGUCUCCUCUCCCUCGGCACUCCUCUUUCGACCCACGGGAUCACACAAUUCCUGAAUAUCUGGGACCGUCUGAAGGACAGAUGCGGGGACGAGCUGUUGUGGGGAGACGAAAUCGAGUAUUUGGUGGUUUCUUUCGAUAACGAAGGAAAGAACGCGAAGCUCUCCUUGCGGCAGACUGAGAUCCUUGCAAAGCUUGCUACAAUCACCAACGACAUCGCAUCUGCUCGUGGAGAGUCUGCCUCCGUGCCAACCUUCCACCCGGAGUAUGGCCGCUUCAUGCUCGAAUCCACCCGGGAUCUCCCUACACGGGAUCUCUGUCGGACAUCCUAUCUGUCGAAGAUGACAUGCGAUGGCGGACGAGAUCCCUACACCCUGACGUCCUUCCCACGUCUGGGUGUGCCCGGAGUAUUCACAGACCCUUAUUUUGAUCCUGCGGAUGCGGAAUCCAGCCACAGUCUCUUCCUUCCAGAGGAAAUCACAAAUCCUCAUGCACGUUGCAUAAAUCUCCCGCUCUAUAUCGACUCGCGUACUCCGCGCCCAUUUGUCGACCCAACUAUUCCAUGGCAGCGGAACUUAUAUCCGGAGGACCCUGGUACGACGGCCUUGGCAUUGACAGCGGCGAGCCCUCUCUUUCGGGGUUACAUAGCGGACGUCGACUGCCGUUGGGACGUCAUUCGGCAAGAAGAGCGUGGGCUGAACCUCUCAAAGAACCGCUACCGAAUCCCCAAGUCACGCUACAGCAGCGUGAGCUUGUACAUCUCCGAUGAUUGGAUGCACAGACCGGAAUACGACGACAUUGAUGCCCCGUAUGACCAAGCAAUCUUUGACCGCCUGCAGAAGCACGGUAUCGACAAUAUUCUCGCGAGACAUAUUUCCCACCUAUUCAUUCGCGACCCCAUCAAUAUUCAGUCGACGAACUGGCAAACUGUCCGUUUCAAGCCUCCACCGUUCCGUUCAAUGGAGGUUCAAAUGACGGACUUCGAGAACGCUGCCUUUUCGAUCUUCGUCGUUCUCCUCUCGCGCGCGAUUCUCGCCUUCAACCUCAACCUCUAUCUUCCCAUCUCCAGGGUCAACUCUAAUCUGGCAUUGUGCGAAAGGUCGACGAGAACAUGGCGCGUGCGCAGAAGCGCGAGCCGUGCACACGGAGAAGUUUUACUUCCGCAAGGACGUGUUCCCGCCGGGUGUCCUUCGAGACCUGAGAGCCGGUGCUCGUCGUGUUCUAGCUCAGGCGCGAGUUCGCCUGUGAGCUCGCCCGUCGACGGGACUCCCAGGAAGGAGAAGAAGCUGAGGAACUGCUGGCCGUCACCGGUGGAGGAUGAAUAUGAGGAGAUGUCGCUACAGGAGAUCAUUGCGAUGCGUUCCCAGGCUCUUUGGGCUAGUCUAUGCGUACCUAGAACGCUAGACAUCGAGGAGGAAGAGCGCGUGAAGUUGGAGCGCUACCUUGACUUAGUCAAACGGAGGACAGAUGACGCCGCGACCUGGCUCCGAGAAUUCGUCCGCUCACACCCAGCGUACAAGUUUGACUCGGUCGUCAGCCAGGAGAUCAAUUACGACCUGUUUGUCGCAGUUGACGAGAUAGAACGAGGUGUCAGAGACACCCCCGACUUCCUGCCUCACAGCCACGCCAAGAGGUGAGGGCGGGAACGGAACGAGCAAUACACCGUAUCCCAUACAUCGAGGGUAUUGAUGGCCUAGAAGUGUUGAACAUUGUAGCUUUGUUUGUAUCUUUGUCUGUCGUAAUGUUUUGCAUAGUGGUCAUGAUGAAAUGGGACUACAGUCUUAUGAUGUGUCGUGACCGUACCGGUGCGCUCGCAGUCUGAACUUGAAAAAUUGAACUAUCGGC